ACGUGACCCUCUGGAAUGCGGUGACGUCACCCAGGGGGGUCCAUUAAAAAAAAAGUUUCUUUUUUUUGGGAUGGGGCCGAGAAAAGUUUGACGCGAAGUUCCAGGCUGGUCUUUUCCCGGCCCGGCCGCCGCCCCGCUCUCAGGGGGGCUCGAACCUGCGCCGCGGCGGGGAGGCGGAGGCGGCAGCGGCGCUCCCUCGGCCGGCCCGGAGACCCCGGGGAUUAGCUGCUCCCACGAUGUCCGGGCCCACCUGGCUUCCCCCAAAGCAGGUGGGCGUUUCGGGGUCUCCCGGUAUCUUGGUUUCCGCUCCGGUGGCCUGCAAGCCCCAGAAGAGUUUCGCUACUGCCCCCGCUGCCCCCAAGCCCUUGUACGGGUCUCAGGAGGCCAACGGAACCAUGACUGCGGCAGGGACGGCCCCUCGGUACCUAACACCUGCGGCAGGGCCCCCGCCCCUCCCACAGGAUGCCACGCCCGACCAUCAUUACCCAGACAAAGAUGAGCGAGGACCGGGGGUCCCUUGGGGCAGCGCCUCUCCUCCGGGCUAUCAUGGGCAGGGUCCCUCCCUGGACCAGCGACCGGCCGGCUCCUCCAGCAUUGAUGUCCAGAUAGACACUCUCACCAACAUGCUCGUUGAUAUGGAGAGUUCUGGACACCGCCGGGUUGAGAGGCAGAGCGUGGAUUCGGCGCCCUACCCUCCUUCCGUGCCACACCCCGGUGCUUACAAGCCUGCAGGAGUCUACAAGCCCGGACCCCCGGUUGCCUUCCCUCCAGCCAAACCCGCUGCCUUCGCCGCCGACUCGUAUGCCAAGAGCGUGCCGUACGGAGGUCAAUCGUCGCAAGGGCCGACCUAUCCAGCCGCCUCGGGGCUGCCCUCCCAGUACGGCGCCCCUGCACCCAGUGACUCCUACGGAACGGGUUAUCACCGGGCGCCAGCUGCCCCCAGACCGUACCCUCAGCCGAUGCCAGCAUCCUACACCACGGCCUCUACCUCCGCCGGCCCGCAUUUCAACAUCCAAGUGAAGGUGGCCCAGCCGGUCCCGGGCUACAACCAGCCGAGGAGGAGGGCUGAGCAGGCGUACGGCCCUCCAGCCCCACAGCCUGGCUACGGGGCGAAGCCACCCCCUCAGUAUGCCUCGGAGCCAGGGCUCAGGACCCGACCCCACGACACGGACCCCUGGUACCCGGAGCCGCCGUCUUACGGCAAGAGGGCGGGCGAGGGGGAAUUCUACGCCAGUGCUGGAGGGCAUGCCAAGCUGGGCUCGCCAGGAGGGCAGUACCAAUCCGGAUUGGGGAAACCGGGAAAGGAAGAGUCGGCGGCUGUGUCCCAGAUGCCAGCCGGUGCCCGAGGGCUGAGAUACCAGCACCAGGCUUCCCCAAGCUGCCCGGAAGAAGAGCUGGAUCGACUGACAAAGAAACUUGUGUACGACAUGAACAACCCUCCAUCUGGCGAGUAUUUCGGUCGGUGUGCCCGGUGUGGCGAGAACGUGGUCGGGGACGGCACGGGCUGCGUGGCCAUGGACCAGGUCUUCCACGUGGAAUGCUUUACGUGUUCCACCUGCCACUGUCGCCUUCGGGGGCAGCCGUUCUAUGCCAUUGACCGGCGCUCCUACUGCGAAUCCUGCUACAUCGUGACUCUGGAGAAGUGUUCGAUGUGCUCCAAGCCCAUCAUGGACCGGAUCCUGCGCGCCAUGGGCAAAGCCUACCACCCCCAGUGCUUCACCUGUGUCGUCUGCCACCGCUGCCUGGACGGGGUUCCCUUCACGGUCGAUGCCACAAGUCAAAUACACUGCAUUGAAGAUUUCCACCGGAAAUUUGCUCCCCGGUGUUCAGUGUGUGGGGGAGGCAUGCAUCAUGCUGAACCGGGAGCUGGGUGAGGAGACUGCG
Molecule: messenger RNA, 1884 nt
Organism: Sphaerodactylus townsendi
Lineage: Eukaryota; Metazoa; Chordata; Lepidosauria; Squamata; Sphaerodactylidae
Product: thyroid receptor-interacting protein 6-like
Exons: 9
Coding region: 237-1874 (545 amino acids)
Biological process (GO): cell-cell adhesion
Cellular component (GO): stress fiber; focal adhesion
Source: RefSeq, a predicted model, not a curated record